AUGUUCCUCCAUUUAUUCGGCACCUCCCGCCUUCAUGAGGAGCUGAAACUGCGUCCAGCAACCGUUCGAGCACGUGUUCAUUGCAACCAAAACCACCGUUGGCCUCAGUGCGGUUCCAACCGACUCUCCCGCUACCCAGUACACUACAAAUUCUGGACACUGAUGGAUGAGGCUUUGUUGAAGUGUUUCAACAAUCACAUGGACCGCCGCAUCCUCGCGAUCUGCCGACGCUCUCAAUGCUUGAUGCAAUUGCUCACCCCAGUGCGCAAGAAUGCAAAUGGCAUAUUCGUUCAACAAAUAAGCAUUCAAGCGCCAUCCUUGGAUGCUCUAGAGCGCUGUUGCUCCAUUCUCGAUGAUGUGUUUCCGCAAUUCAAUGCCAGCAUUACGUUGCGUGGACGUGGGAGUAGUGAUACUACAACAACGGAAUCGAGGAUGGAGGAGUUGGGGAUGGAGGAAGCAACAGCGACGAUAUCGAGAAUGCCAUCAGUGCCGGCAGAAGGUGUGGUCAUCGGCAUGGCGAUGGAGCAAAACAGAGGAAAUAGCAAAUACACUCGGUACAGAGGCGUACCGAAAUCCUCCGCUACCUUCACCUCCCCUACUACCACUCUUCACCAUUGCUGUCCCACUCGCCAGCGCAGUAAGGAGAAUUUGAUCGGCUAUAUCAUUUCGGAAAAGGGGAACGAGCACCGAGCUGCAGCUAAGGUUUAUUGA
Molecule: messenger RNA, 711 nt
Organism: Hydatigera taeniaeformis
Lineage: Eukaryota; Metazoa; Platyhelminthes; Cestoda; Cyclophyllidea; Taeniidae
Source: the annotation of a GenBank genome assembly